CACAUGUGUACAUAAUGUUAUAUUUAAUAUUAUUUUUAAGUGCAAUUAGUAUAGUUAAAUGUGAUCCAUAUGAGUUAAAUAUUGUACAUUAUAAUGAUUUUCAUGCGAGAUUUGUAGAAACAAGUCCCUCAGGAGGCGUUUGCAACCCGACCAUAGCACCAUGUAUCGGCGGCUUUGCUCGAUUAGCGACGCUCAUACGACAAAUAGUGGCUAGGGAACCGCAUUCUUUAGUUCUCAAUGGGGGUGACACGUUCCAAGGGACGAUCUGGUACAAUUUGCUGAGGUGGAACGUCACACAGGACUUCAUGAAUAUGGUGCAUCAUGACGCACAUGUACUAGGCAAUCAUGAGUUCGAUCAUGGUGUUGAAGGUGCCGUCCCGUAUCUGAAACUUUUACAACAUGAAGUGGUAGCCGCUAAUAUUAUAGACGACGAGGAACCGACCAUCCAAGGCUUAUACAAACCUAGUAUUGUUGUUACGAAAAAUGGAAGAAGAAUUGGUAUUAUUGGAGUUAUUAUAGCUACUACUAAUGAAUUAGCUACAACUGGCAAAUUGAAGUUUACCGAUGAAAUUGAAGCUGUGAAGACUGAAGCUGAGAAGUUGAAUCAACAGGGCGUUGAUAUUAUUGUAGUUCUCUCUCAUUGUGGUCUGGAUAUUGAACGGGAGAUAGCCCUCCACGGUGGUCCAUACAUUGACAUAGUGGUUGGAGCACACAGCCACACUUUAUUAUACAAUGGAGUACCACCAGUCAACACAACUUUUCGUGUUCAAGGACCAUACCCGAUAGUUGUGGAAAAGGAAUCAGGGCCUGUUUUGAUUGUCCAAGCGGCCGCACAUACGGAAUUUUUGGGCGAAAUCAAACUGUAUUUUGAUGAUAAUGGAAAGCUUUUGAACUGGACCGGCAAUCCUCAUUACAUUGGACAUGAUAUUGAGCAAGCUCCAGACGUAAUAGAAAAAAUAAAUCAAUAUUUACCAGAAAUUGAUGCUUUGGCCAAGAGAAAAGUUGGCGAAAGUCGAGUCCAUUUAUCUUCAAGUUGUAGCUGCGGUGAAUGCAACUUGGGCAGUCUUAUAUGUGAUGCAUUUAUGCAUGCUGCUUUGAAACUAGCUGAAGGAGAUAAUUGGAAUUAUGGACACUUUUGCGUCACAAAUACUGGAGGAAUCCGAAGCGAUAUUGAAGUAGGAGAUAUAACAUACGAAGCGAUGUUAUUGGCUAUUCCCUUCGAUAACACAGUAGAAGCAUUCGACUUACGAGGUGAUCACGUGUUAGAAAUGUUGGAGUUCAGUGUGGCCAAUGAGCCCUGGCCUGGUGCUAGGACUACGCAGCUAUCUGGAAUACGCAUGCAAGUGGACGGUUCCAAGCCAAAAUAUGAAAGAGUUCAAAACGUAACAAUUCGGUGUAUUGAUUGCGAAGUACCGAGAUACGAACCGUUGGAUUUGAGUAAAACUUACAAGAUGGUUACUCAAAGUUUCUUGAUGAAUGGAGGUGAUGGAUUUAAUAUGGUGUCAGAACACAGAGGACCUAGUGUUACCCUGGGAAUCGAUAGUGAUGUAUUCCUCGCUUAUUUGGAAAGGGAAAUGCCAGUUAUAAGAGAUUUAGAUGGACGUCUACAAAUCAAGGAUCCUUGUCUUCCUAAUUAAAUAUUUUUAAAAUGA
This is a messenger RNA of Colias croceus (clouded yellow), 1652 nucleotides long. RefSeq names its product apyrase-like. The record is from RefSeq and is a predicted model, not a curated record. Gene Ontology annotation, molecular function: nucleotide binding; 5'-nucleotidase activity; metal ion binding. Gene Ontology annotation, biological process: AMP catabolic process. Gene Ontology annotation, cellular component: plasma membrane. The transcript has 11 exons. Lineage: Eukaryota; Metazoa; Arthropoda; Insecta; Lepidoptera; Pieridae. The coding region runs from base 15 to 1637 and encodes 540 amino acids.